GCCCCGGAUUGCAUCGCAUUGCAUCUUGGAUUACGGGCUCAAUCAUCCAUCGGCGCGCGCGUGUGAGUGAGAGUGUGUGAUUGUGUUGGUGCGUCCGUGACGGGCUGUUGUCACCGCCUUGUUGGAUUUUUACCACGCUGCCACCUGUCGGCCUGUCGGCGCUGUCGGCCAGGCCCAUGACCUAGUGCCGGCGCCAUGAUCCCCCGCGAGGGGCCCCGGGGCCGGGCCGGGCCCCAGAGAGGGCCCCAGAGAGGGCCCCGGGGUGUGGCGCUGCCCCUGACGGCGGCCCUGUGCGCCGCGCUGCUCGGCCUCGCCGCCGCCAACCCGCUCGGCAUCAGCCACUGGGACCUCGAGGGAGCCAACGAGACGUGCGAUGGCCGCUCCUCGUGCGAGACCCCCAAGGGCCGCGGGCGCGCGGCCGCCUCCCGCGUCGGCGACGACCUGGACUGGCGGGAGCGGAACUGCUUCUGCGACGCGCUGUGCGCGCAGUACGGCGACUGCUGCGUGGACUCGCCGCACUACGCGGCCGCGCAGCAGCGCCGCUCCGGCGCCGUGUUCUCCUGCGUGGACCUGCGCCAGUUCGGCGGCAUCUACAUGAAGUCCUCGUGCCCGCCGGGCUGGGAGGACGCCGACGUCCGGAAGAACUGCGAGAUGGGCGACGACCAGGCCGACCCGGUGAGCAGCAUGCCGGUGACGUCACACUCCUCCGGCUUCACGUACCGCAACGCCUUCUGCGCGCUGUGCCACGGCGACAUGGACGGCACCAAGGGCCGCGUCGACGUCUGGAACCCCCGCCUCGAGUGCCCCAGCGUCUACAAGGCCUCCGUGGAUGACUACUCCCGCGGGCUGGAGUGGCACGCGGACAUCAAGUCGUGGGUCAUGGCGGUGCCCGUGCGCACGCCGCGCACCGCCGCCAACGCCUCCACCAACUCGUCCUCCACCACCAGCGCCACGACGCACGCGCACGCCAUGGCGCACGCGGGGCCGGAGGGCAACGCCACGCACCACUUCCACGUGUGCCACGUGGACCCCGUGCUGCCGGACACGUCGGAGCACCUGGUGCGCCGCUGUCAGGCCGACACGGUGCGGGCGUGCGCGCCCAACUGGACCAACCAGGAGGUCCGGUCCCGCUGCGAGGCGUACACGGCUUACGUGUACCUGGACAAGACGCCGUACCGCAACGCCCACUGCGCCAUCUGCAACAACAUCGGGCUGCACUUCCUGCAGUGCCAGAAGGCGCCGACGCGGUCCUUCCACAACAAGGAGUUCAGCCCCACCGCCUUCGCCGUGCUCUUCGACCUCAACGACAGCGACGGCAUCAACGUCGGCGUGGUGACGGCGUGCCCCAGCUCGCAGCUGUACGACCCCUUCUUCCGCAUGUGUCGGUCCGUGCUGUGCCCGGCGUCCGGGCCCUUAGUGACCGCCAUGUCCGCCAACGGCAACUGCGUCAACGGCACCAGGCCGUCGCACCUGGUGCCCGCCAGGCCCAUCCCGGUCACCAUCAACGGGGACAGCACCACGCCGCGCGGCGACCGCGACCACUACCAGCACGACAACGUGCACCAGGAACGCUCGUUCGACAGCUGCCCCAAGUUCCUGCUGGAGCCGUUCGAGUUCGAGUUGUCGGCCGACCGGCAGAACGCCACGGUCCUGGCGUACCGCAGGACGUUCCAGCGCGGCGAGUUCCGCGUCACGGAGGACGGCAAGCUGGAGAUCUGCAUCGUCGAAGGGCCCCAGCUCGUCGACAAGUUCGGCCCGUACAUGGGGUAUGUGACGCUGGUGGGGCUGGGCGUGUCCAUCGUGUUCCUGCUGCUGCACCUGCUGGCCUUCGCCCUGGUGCCCGAGCUGAGGAACCUGUCGGGCAAGAACCUGGCCUCGCUGUGCGUGUCGCUGCUCGUCGCCUACGUCUCCUUCAUCGCCGGCCAGCUCAUGGGCCCCGAGAACGGCGCCGGCUGCCUGGUCGCCGCCGUGCUCACGUUCUACAGCUUCCUGGCCUCCUUCUCCUGGAUGCUGACCAUGGCGCUGGACGUGUGGCGCACGCUGCGCCUCGCCACGUGCGAGCUGCGCGUGUCCGCCGGCAAGCAGUGGCGCAAGUUCGUGCUGUACUCGGUGUGGACCUGGCUCAUGCCCGCCGCCAUCGUGUGCGCCUCCCUCUUCACCGACGCCGCAGCGCCGGGCACCGUCGACGACCAGUACCGACCAGGGUUCGGGCUGCGCUCGUGCUGGUUCGGCUCCCGCAAGGCCCUGCUCGUGUUCUUCGCCGCGCCGCUGGCCGUCAUCAUGGCGCUCAACGUGCUCCUCUUCGCCUCCUCCGCGCUCAUGAUCGUGCGCACGGCGCCCGCCCUGCGCUACGCGCCGCCACCGCCCGGCGGCACCUCCGGCACGCGCCGCGACUUCCGGCUGUACUUCCGGCUCGCCAUCGUCAUGGGGCUGACCUGGGUCGUGGGGCUCAUCGCGGGCACCCUGGACAUCGACGCCCUCUGGUACGCGUUCGUGGCGCUCAACACGCUGCAGGGGCUGUUCAUCUUCCUGGCCUUCACGUGCACCGAGAAGGUGGUGCGCGGGCUGGGCGAGGCGCUGCCCUGCGCGUGCCUGGCCGCGCUGUGCCGCGUCAUGGGCCGCGCCAAGCGCGGGCUGACGGGCUCCUCCGAGAAGGGCGUCAUCCGGCCGCCCAGCUUCUCGUGGUCCGGCUCCGGCGGCUCGGGCGCGUCCAACGACUCGACCCACAAGAGCGCCCUGGGCUCGUCGUCCGAGUCGUCCAGCCCCAGUCACCACGGCCUGCACGCCACCAACGGCGUCAACGGCCACAACGGCCAGAGCCUCUCCAAAGGCCACGGCAACGGCCACGGCAACGGCCUCAACGGCCACGGCCACAACGGCCACGCCCUCAACGGCCUCAACUCGGUGCGCCACGCCGGCCACCGGCACCACCACGCCACGUCCGACACCUUGUACUAGGUCCCGGACGACAAGGCGAGGCGAGGCCCCUUCAUGCCUCUUGCCCUUGCUUGGCUCCUCCAAGAGUCCGGCCUGUCUGGCUCCUCCAAGAGUCCGGCCUGUCUGGCUCCUCCAAGAGUCCGGCCUGUCUGGCUCCUCCAAGAGUCUGGC
Molecule: messenger RNA, 3108 nt
Organism: Thrips palmi
Lineage: Eukaryota; Metazoa; Arthropoda; Insecta; Thysanoptera; Thripidae
Exons: 11
Coding region: 196-2958 (920 amino acids)
Biological process (GO): G protein-coupled receptor signaling pathway; cell surface receptor signaling pathway
Cellular component (GO): membrane
Molecular function (GO): G protein-coupled receptor activity
Source: RefSeq, a predicted model, not a curated record